AACUUAGUUGAGCGCUGAAUCUAAAAACAGCGCUACGCCGUCUUCAGGCUGUCUUUUUAACAAACAAAUUUUAUAUUUGAAAGUUAUGUUCCGAAGCCAUGCAUAAGUAGUGAGGUUACUAUAUGAACAGUAACAGAUACUGCUUUGCUUCUUCUUGAAUGGGUCAGUCCUUAUCUGCACCUGCGCUUUCUAAAGAAACUAAGAGUUGGCAGAAUGAAAACUACAGUGUUGCAGUAUCCAGUAUGCAAGGGUGGCGUGUACACAUGGAAGACGCUCAUAUGUGCUUACUGGAGCUUCCUAAUGAUCCAAGAGCUGCCUAUUUUUCAGUUUUUGAUGGACACGGUGGAACAAGAGUGGCUAAUCAUGCAAGCAUACACCUUCAUGAAAAGAUUGUGGAGCGACUGGAAUAUGGUAGGUACGUUGUUGCAGGAGGGUGCGUAGAGCAGUGUGAGUUUGGUUGUAGCCACGAGAAUCUGGAAGGGGAAAGAGGAAGGCAACAAGGUGAGCCGACGACUCAGCAAGUACAAGCUGUCAUUUAACAUGGGUAAGUCAAGUUAUGCGAAUAAAUCAGAACUGCAGUUCUAAGUGUACAUUACUUCAAUACGUGUGUCUUGAAUAUGUUGACUGGUUACGAUCACUAUUUGUAUUUAUUGAGAUUUAUCAGUGAUAUUUGACUUAACCAUUCUCCUAACUCAUUCCCAACUACUUAAUGGAGCCAACUAUUUCGUCGAAGGUUUGCGUCGAGUACAUUCGUCAUUCUGCGUUACAUAAAAGAACUAAUCUUCGUCGAUGAAAUAUUCCUAGCGGGUUUGAUCUUUUUGCAUCCAGGGUACUAAAUGUUGCUUAAUAACUCACUCACUACCGUAGUCUGAGCAUAAAGAGUGGAAUAACUGCACACAUCAAGUUACCCCCUGAUAUUUAGAUCAAGCAUGAAAGAAGUAUAUUUUCAACUGUUGUUUGAAGAAUCAAGAUUCCGUCAGCUGACUUUAUAAUCUAUGGCAUCUGGAAGAUACUCGCUAAAUCUUAACGGAAGCCUUUCUUUCUUAUUGCACUGAAAAAAGUCACCAAAUGACAGCAAACUGUAAGGUGACUAGCACGUAGUAACUACUACUUUCAUACUGUGUGCAUUUAGUACUAUAACUGGGAAGAAGAUUACGUAGGUCUUUAUUUCUGACACUGUCAAUACCCGCCCCCAACAAUAUUCUUGUUGCCUUCCACAUUUUUUCUCCUUAUAUGUUUGUCACCCUUUUUCCUUGUUACAGAAGAAAAUAAAUAAGUUCACACGAAGAACUGAUGUUUCUAUCCACUGUCCGUUAUUCUUAAACCGUUUAUAAUCAAAAAGGGUUUAAUCACAUUAUUUUACCUAUUGAUUCCAGCCCAGAAUGAUAUAAAGGAGGCUAUUCGCCAGGCUUUUCUUUGUUUGGAUGCUGAAAUGCAAUCUGAAAUGACCUCUUAUUCUGUGAAGUCACAAAUCUCAAGAUCAGACACAUUAAACAAUUCAACAGUAUCUGGUGCAAGUGUGACAUCCAAAAGCAGUUCUGUUGAAACACAUAAUGAAGGUUCGGGGAGUUUCUCCCUAAAAAUCCCAAAUCCAGGUGAUGAGUUGGCUGGAUCUACUGGGAUAAUUGUACUACUGAAGGAUCAAAUGCUUUACUGUGGUAAUGCUGGAGAUAGUCGGGCCGUGUGCAGUAGGCGUGGAAUCGCAGAACCCCUAUCAACAGAUCACAAACCAACUUUGCGUGCCGAGAAGGAACGUAUUUCUGCUGCUGGUGGUUGGGUAGAUGCAAAACGUGUAAAUGGGAACCUUGCACUUUCACGAGCUUUUGGAGACUUUGUUUUUAAACGAAACCCACGGCAGUCUGCUGAAAGUCAAAUUGUAACUGCCAAUCCAGAUGUCUUUGUCCGAAGAAUUUCGGUUGAGGACGACGAAUUUAUUGUACUAUGUUGUGAUGGAAUAUGGGAUGUGAUGACCAAUCAGGAGGUUAUAAGCUUUGUAAGACUUCGACUUGGUUAUGGAAUGCCCGCUUCCAAAGUGUGCGAGGAGCUUAUGAUGCGAUGUCUAGCACCGGACUGUCAUACAAAUGGUUUGGGUUGUGAUAACAUGACCGUCGUUCUGGUUUGCCUUCUUCAUGGUCGUCCACUCUCUGAUUUACAACACAGAUGCUCACGAUUAUGUCCUGUCGGUCCUGCAGCUGAUAUUCUAGGUGCUUAAAACUAUUUACUUUUGUUGUUAUACAUUUCAUUCUCCAAAUUUGAUACUGAUUUUCUGUGCCAUUCAAGAAUCCCAAAGAUUUUACUUUCACAUGGUGCUUGUACACUCUAAUCUAUUGACUUAUAUUAAGCUAUAAUUUUCCAAGUAGUAACUUGCUUUUGCCGAAUAUUCAUCGCCCUAUCACGCAUUUAUUUUAACCCUAAAUCGGAUUUUGUACACAGCCGUCUCACUUCAUUCUCGUACUUAGUACUUUUUGACUUCAGAUAAAAUUACAGAUAAAUAUUGAUUUUAUACCGCAAAAAGUACUCCUGUAUCAAUAUCUGAGCUUCUUUCUUUGAUGUUGAAGUGUAGUUUGUUUUCAGAGUGAGUAGCAGAUAUCAUAACGUAAUUCCGCUUCUUGUUUUCAGAUAACUUGAGAUCCACCUAUUCUGAUGAUCAGCAUGAUGGAAGGAAAUAAACUGUGUAGUACUACGUACCGAUU
Heterobilharzia americana is the source of this 2693-nucleotide messenger RNA. NCBI's taxonomy places the organism in Eukaryota, Metazoa, Platyhelminthes, Trematoda, Strigeidida, Schistosomatidae. The record is from the annotation of a GenBank genome assembly.